AUGGCAGUGACAGCUCACUUCUUGGAUAGUGAUUGGAAGCUACAUAAAAGAAUAAUUAACUUCACUAAAAUCACUAGUCAUUAUGGGGAAGAAAUUGGAAAGAUGGUUGAGGUUUGUUUGAGAGAUUGGGGGAUAGAAAAAGUAUUUUCAAUUGUAGUUGAUAAUGCUUCAUCUAAUGACACUGCAAUUGAUUACUUGAAAAGAAGAAUGAAAAGUGAAAAUUUAUUGUUGUUUGAAGGGAAAUACUUGCACUUGAGGUGCGCUUGUUAUAUAAUUAACUUAAUUGUUAAGGAUGACUUGAAGGAGCUUAAUGUUUCAAUUAAAGCUAUAAAGAAUGCAGUUGUUUUUAUUCAUUCUUCCCCAUCAAGAUUGAAUAAAUUUAGGGAAUUUGCCAUACUAGCCAAGUUCUCUAAUACAUCAACAGUAUCUAUGGAUGUCAAAACGAGGUGGAAUGCAACUUAUAAAAUGCUUGAAGUUGCAUUGAAGUAUAGAAGGGUGUUCAAAAGGAUGACUGAAGAAUGGUUGCCCUUUAUGAAUUAUUUCCAUCAAAAAGAUGAUAAGGGUAAAGAAAGGAUUGGGCCUCCAAAAGCUAAUGAUUGGGAGAUGGCAAAGGCUUUUGUACACUUUCUAAAAAAGUUUUAUGAUGCCACUUUGGAGCUAAGUGCAUCAAAAAGUCCUACCUCCCAAUUGAUUUAUCAUUCAAUGGUUGCACUACAAGUUGAGAUUGAUAGAAAGAGACAUGAUGAUUCUAAUCCAAUUCUUAAAGAGGUAGCAUGUGCAAUGAAGUUAAAGUUUGACAAGUAUUGGGGAAAUUGGAAUAACAUGAAUCCUUUGAUAUUUAUUGGUAAUAUUUUGGACCCGAGAAAUAAACUUCAAAUGAUGAAAGUCACAGUCAAAAAAUUGGGAGGUACUCCUACAAGUGUCAAAGAGUUUGUUGACAGCAUCAAACAAAGCUUAGUAACUUUAUGGACGGAGUACAAGGGAAUAAAUGAUAUUUUGAAUGCUGAGAGUUAA
Molecule: messenger RNA, 1014 nt
Organism: Zingiber officinale
Lineage: Eukaryota; Viridiplantae; Streptophyta; Magnoliopsida; Zingiberales; Zingiberaceae
Product: zinc finger BED domain-containing protein RICESLEEPER 2-like
Exons: 1
Coding region: 1-1014 (337 amino acids)
Molecular function (GO): DNA binding
Source: RefSeq, a predicted model, not a curated record